GAAGAAUUUGUAUCAUAGAAAAUAUAGCGUUAGAGUUUUUCUUCUUCCUUUUUUUUUUUGGAAAGGUGGAUAGGUAUGGGAAGUCAAGCAGCGUUGGGUACGGAAUUAAAUGUAUUUUAAGAGGAGAAUUUUUAAAAAAUGUCUAAUAUCAGGGCUACCUUGAUGGAUUUCAGCCCCACUGAGUGCAGAAACGUGGCGAACAAGGAGAACAAAAGCUCCCCGUCGCCUCCUGUUCUCACUCUCGUUCAGUUUUCACGCCCUCCUUUCGUCAGUUUUGGGACUGUGAAGUUGGGUUCUUCCAAAUCUGCCCUUUUGCGGAUUGAGAAUCCGGUGGAAUAUGCGACUGAAGUGCGAGUGGACAGAGUUGCGUCUGCGAAAGGCUUUUCUGUGGAGGAGUCCAGGUUUACCAUAGAGGCUGAAGAAAGUGCCACUGUGAGGAUUAACUGGACCCCGGUGCAGGAAGGUGGUGUCAGGGAACUCAUCACAUUCACUGCCAACGGCAUCGUCAAACACCAAGCCAUUUUGCUUGGCAGAGCUGAGGCACAGAAGAAGAAAAAGAAGAGUUUGUGGGAGUCUAUUAAAAAGAGUACAGUGCCUGGCCAUUCUGGACUCUCCAAAGAAAAGGGAUCAGAUUCUUCGCUGAAGAAGGCGACCAAUAAAACUUUCCACGUGUCUCGCCAGUCUCAGUACAAGAAGGAGAGGGAGCGAGGGCCCCUUGGACCAAGUAACAAAAAGCAAGCGAGAGGACAACUUCCAGUGUUUUCAUUGCCUGUUGGUGAUGAAAGUACCCAGUUAAGACAGGAGAACUGUACACCCGUUUGUCUUCAGACUCCUAAGUUAAAGCAUGGAAAGACCAAACUGGAGGAUGUAUUCCCUUUUAAGAAAGACUCUCCAAUUGUCCUUCUCGUACCAUCAGCCAAAGUUAUGGAUGCUGCAGUCCCAGAUGAGAAUGCAUUUGCACGUGAUCUAUUAUCUCUUUCUGAAUUCAAAGAUGUUACUUGUGUGUUGAACAGGCCCGACUCACCUGUUAGUACAGCAGAUGAUGGUAUUAAUCCUUUGAUACCUGAGAUUCCUUCCUGUGAAAGCCCAGCGACUAAUACACCUGUGGUGGACCAGAUGUUUGUGCCAGGAACUCCGGUGUUGUCUGUGAAAGAUGCCUUGGAAAUCAUUCAGUCAGAUUUAAGCCUCUUGGAAAAUGCAAGCCCACCUAAUGCUUGUUCAAGCUUUGACUUCUCCGAUUCCUUAGAAAUGCCGAAGGAGGUUUACAGAGAUCAGUGUUCUGUGGCACCUGAUACAGCAGCGUCAGAUGUUCCAGCUGACAGUUCAUUUGACCCUCGCUUAACAUUCUUUGUCAAGUCUAAAUCAGAUGUGGUGAAUAAUGAAAAAGUGAAUGACAAUCCCAUCGCACAGAAAUCCAACAAGGUGUAUUUCUCAUCUGCCACAGUAACAAAAACUAAAGGUGACAAAACGCAGGGAAAUUGUCGAGAGGUCCAGAAAACAAGAACUUCAACUCGUUGUCUAUUUGAAAAAACUUUGGAUUUUACAAAGGGUAAUCACACUGGAUCAGAUCUUGACAAACUGAAAGAUGUUUGCAGACUCCCUGUUAUUGACUCCCCUUGCCAUCUUGAAACUGGAUUUAAAAAUCUGCUUGACACAGUUCUGCCAGAGGUGUCACCAGUCAAGGCUGAAAACCAGUCCCUGACCAAUCCCACUGUACUGACGGUCACCGACUCUUUCGGACCUCAGGCUUCAACUGCAAUCAAAAAUAACAGCUUAAAUGACUCGUUGUUUACAUCUUCACUGUCCCAGCCAGGGGGACCUCUCAUCUGUAGUCAUACACAAAUAAUCUGUAAUUCUCCAUCCAAAACAAGUUCCAAAAAAAGGAAAAGUGAUGAAUUUUCAAAAGAGAAUACUGAUGAAAGUUUGAUCUUUCCAGUUAAGAGAAGUCGGGAAUUUAAAGUGACUAAAGAGAUACAGAAAAAAGUGCCAGAAAGGUUUACCUCCCGAAGGUUGAACAAGAAGGCUGCAGUUUCACAGAGCUCACAUUCAUCUGCACCAACAAAAUCAUCUUUGGGUGUGUCCCAGUCCAAGUUGACUUUUUCAAAACCUGUGCGGCGAGGCUCACAGUCUGUGAAAUCGAGCACAUCAUCUGUGAAGACUCCAAAAGUUAUAGCAGUGGCACAGUCACAGCUAACCUUCAUAAAGCCUGUUAAAACAGUGAUACCAAGGCAUCCGCUGCCGUUUGCAGCUAAAAAUAUGUUCUACGAUGAACGCUGGAUUGAAAAGCAAGAAAGAGGAUUCACAUUUUGGAUUAACUAUGUCCUCACUCCAGAUGAGUUCAAAGUCAAUACAGAAGUAACAAAAGUAAAUGCUGUGUCAUUAGCUUUUGGAAGCGAUCAAAAAUUUAGUAUUUCAAAAGCACCAACGAAAGAGGAGAUGUCCUUCAGGACAUACACAGCACGCCGAAGACUGAAUCGCCUCCGUCGUUGUGCCUGCCAGCUCUUCACAUCCGAGGCCAUGGUCAAAGCUAUACAGAAGCUUGAGUUGGAGGUGGAAGCCAAGCGGCUGCUGAUGCGCAAGGAUCGACACAUCUGGAAGGAUAUUGGACAACGGCAGAAAGUUUUGAAUUGGCUUCUCUCCUACAAUCCACUUUGGUUGCGGAUUGGGCUUGAGACCAUUUUUGGGGAGUUAAUUUCAUUGGAGAGCAAUAAUGAUGUCAUGGGACUGGCAGUGUUCAUUCUCAACCGUUUGCUAUGGAAUCCAGACAUUGCUACUGAGUACAGACAUCCUACAGUACCCCAUCUGUACCGCAGUGGUCAUGAGGAUGCCUUAUCUUGUUUUACUUUGAAGAAGCUUCUCCUCCUAAUAUGCUUUCUUGACAAAGCCAAAGAAUCCAGAAUGAUUGACCAUGAUCCAUGUUUGUUCUGCAUGGAUGCUGAAUUCAAGUCUAGCAAGGAUCUUUUGCUGGCGUUUUCAAGAGACUUUCUAAGUGGGGAGGGAAUUCUCCCUCGCCAUCUUGGACAUUUGGGCUUAGCUGUGUCCCAUGUUCAGACACCACUGGAUGAGUUUGACUUUGCUGUAAAGAACCUAGCUGUUGAUCUGAGAUGUGGAAUCCGUCUGGUGCGCAUUAUGGAGCUGUUUACCCAAAACUGGAGCUUGUCUCAGAAGCUCAGAAUGCCUGCCAUUAGUCGACUUCAGAAAGUGCACAACGUUGAAUGUGCACUGAAAGUGUUGAAAGAAAAGGGGAUUAACAUAAAUGAUGAACAUGGAGCUGCCAUUGAAUCAAGGGACAUUGUGGAUGGACACAGAGAAAAGACAAUAACUUUGCUCUGGAAAAUCAUCUUUGCAUUUCAGGUGGAGGUUUUGCUCGAUGAAGAGAAGCUCACAGAUGAGUUGUGUUUCCUCCAACGAAUGUGGAAAACUAAACAGCAGCUAUCAGCAUGGAAAAACAAGCAGCCUGUGAUAAAUAAAGCUAAGGAAACAAAAUGUACAUUGGAACACAGCAGCAAGAAAAUUUCUUUGCUGAUGGACUGGGUGAAUGCAGUCUGUGCAUUUUACAAUGUUCAGGCGGAGAAUUUUACAGUGUCCUUCUCAGAUGGCCGGAUUCUUUGUUACUUGAUUCACCGUUAUCAUCCUUGCUAUCUUCCUCUGGAAGCAGUUUGUCAGAAUACUACGCAGACCAUAGAGUGCGGGCACCGUGGCACAGUUGGGCUGAAUUGUUCGUCCAGUGAUUCUGACAGUUCUUUCAGUGAUUUUCCAGGGAUGCAAAAUGAUGCAGAAAUUUCUGUGGAUUUCAAAGCUCUCCUAGAAAAUGAAAAGAAAAAUUUCCAGCUGGUGAAUGAUGCAAUAGCUUCUCUUGGGGGAGUUCCAGCCAUGAUCAACCCUGCAGACAUGUCAAACACAAUUCCAAAUGAAAAGGUUGUUACCUGUUACCUUUCUUUCCUCUGUGCUCGGCUCUUGGACUUGCGAACUGAAACCAGAGCUGCCUGGAUUAUCCAGGGGGCAUGGAGAAAGUACAGGAUGAAAAUGGAAGAAAAGCUUUCCAAGCAAAAGAACAUCGCUGCCACCAAAAUACAGUCUGCUGUCAAAGUCUUCCUCCAGAGGCGUCGGGAAGAAAGGCAGGCAGCAGCAGCUGUCAUCAUUCAGGCUGUUUGGCGUGGCCAUUUUGUGCGAAAGAAGAUGAGAGCCAUGAAGUUGGAGAAGAUUCGGAUUCUGCAGAACGCUGCAGCAACAAUCAUUCAAGCACACUGGAGGAGAUAUUCUGCAGUGAAAAAUUUUCGGCUACUCAAACAUCAUGCCAUUGUGAUUCAAGCUCAUCUGAGGAAGAAACUUGCUGUUGCUGCCUAUAGGAGAGUUCUGUGGGCUGUGACAACAAUUCAGAGAUGUCGGAAGGCCUGUAUAUUGGCGAAAGGAGAACGCCAGAAGUUCCUGACAUUAAGGUGUGCUGCCAUCACGAUUCAGAAGGACUUUAGAAGCUGGAAGGUUCGUUCAUCAGUAAAGAAAAAUAACGCUGCCACUGUGAUUCAGUCUGCAUUCCGAAAAUGGCAGCGAGAAAAAAUCGUCUUGAAGACUGCUGCAGCCAUGAAGAUACAGUCAUGGUACCGAAUGCAUAGAUGCCGGAGACUAUACGUGACUCUUCAACAGAAAGUUGUAAUUAUACAGGCAUGGUACAGAGGUUUCCAGGCGAGAAAGAAUUAUCAAAUUUUAAGAAGGCAACAUUCCUCCGCGACUGUCAUCCAAAAAGCAUUCAGAUCUUUCAUUUUCAGGAGACGCUUUGUACGGAUUAGACAUGCCACAGUUGUGAUACAGAGUUGGUACAGACUCUGCAAGCAAAGAGAAAAAGCGAGACUACAACAUUUAAAAAUGAGCCUUUCAGCUGUCACUCUGCAAGCAGCAUACCGUGGCUAUGUGGUGCGAAAAAAGAGCAAGCAACAGAACAAAGCAGCUGUAGUGAUUCAAGCAGCAUUUAGGAUGUUUGCAGCUCGGAAAAAAUUCUUUUCUCUUAAAAGAGCAGCAGUAGUGCUACAACAGCGAUACAGGGCUAAGCAAUUGGGUCAGAAACGGAGGAAGGAGUAUCUGUGUCUCCAGCAUUCAGUGCUGAGGCUUCAGGCUGUCUGGAGAGGUAGAACAGAGAGAAAGCAGAUCAAGGAGUUGCACAGAGCUGCUGUGCUGAUACAGUCAUGUUAUCGUAGGCAUGUUGCUGAAUCUCAGUUCAGGCUGAAGAGAAAGGCAGCACAGGUGAUACAGACUCACUAUAGGGCUCGUGUCUUAGGGAAGAACGAGCGAUGGCGGUACGUCACCAUGAGAAAAGCUGUUGUCAUCCUACAGGCAACAUUCCGUGGGGCAAAAGUCAGGCAGAAACUGAAGAUGGAGCACAGGGCAGCCACGGUAAUUCAGGAUGCAUUUAGGACAUAUGUUUGCAUGCGCAAUUUCGCAUCUCUCAGAAGAGCAGCUGUUGUUCUCCAGAGGCGCUACAGGGAACGUCAGAUGGCACAGCACCAGCGGCAGCAGUACAUUCGGUUACGACAAGCAGCUGUGAAGUUGCAAUCUGCUUAUAGAGGCUCUAAAGUUAGAAGAGAUCUCAUGCGUAUGCAUCAAGCAUCAACGCUAAUUCAGGCAUACUUCAGAAUGUACAAAGCUCGGAUUUUGUUUACCGCAGCUAGGUGUGCUGCCACCGUAAUACAGCAAAAUUACAGAGCUUACAUAAAAGGAAGGCAACAGCGUCAGUGUUAUUUGCAGAUGAGAGAAUCUGCUGUUGUGAUACAGUCUGCUUUCAGGGGUAUGAAAACUCGUAUUGAAGUUCAGGGAAUGCACAGGGCUGCAACAGUGAUUCAGGCACAUUACCGAAAACACAAACAGUUUGUUCACUUUAAGAAGCUGCGUUGGGCAGCAUCUGUUAUCUGUCAGAGGUUCAAAGCUGUCCAGCUCAGAAACACUGAAGUGCAGAAAUACAUGGUUUUGAAAACUGCAACAGUGCGCAUACAGUGCGCUUUUCGUGGCAUGAGGACAAGGAAGCAAGUGCGGGAGAUGCAUAAUGCUGCAAGAAUAAUUCAGAGGCGCUACCUAGCUCAUAGGGACAGGAAGAAGUACCUUACUUUAAAAGCAGCUGCCAUCACAAUUCAGCAGCAAUACAGGGCUUUGACUGCUGCACGAAUGCAGCGGAAGUCCUAUCAAUCUCUAGUAGCUGCAUGUGUUUUGAUCCAAGCUACCUACAAAGGUAUGAAAGUAAGGAAAGAUUUGCAGAGGAAGAAUCACGCAGCUACUGUAAUUCAGGCAAGUUUCAGAAGGUACAGAACAGUGUUGCGUUUCAAAGCAAUGAAAUUGGCUGCAAAUGUUAUACAGCAAUGGUACCGAAGCCAGUUAAAAGGGAAACAAACAAGGGAACGCUUCCUUAAACUGCGUCACAGCGCUGUAGUGGUCCAGUCUGUUUUCAGAGGGAGAAAGGCAAGACUUGAGAUUCGAAGGAUGCACAGUGCUGCUGUUUUACUUCAAGCCCAGUUCAGAAUGCAGCAGUGUUAUUUGCAGUUCAAGAAAAUGUGUUAUGCUGCAAAAGUCAUACAAGACAGAUACAGAGCCUCCAAGGCCAGAGAUCUACUAUUCCAGGAGUACAAGGCUAAGAAAAAGGCUGCUGUUGUGAUCCAGUCAAGUUUCCGUAAUUAUAAAGCUCGGCAAAAGCUGGAGAAAGCCGCCACUGUCAUCCAGAGAAGUUUUCUGACCUUCAAGGCUAGGAAGCACUUCUUGUCACUCAGAGCAGCAACAUUAGUUCUUCAAUAUCAAUACAGGGCUUUGGUAGCUGUUAGAACCAAACGUGCAGAGUACCUUUUGAUGCGCAAGGCUGUUGUUACGUUACAGGCGGCUUACAGAGGAAUGCAAGCUCGGAAAGAAUUGCGGAGGCAGCACAAGGCAGCAGUUGCUAUUCAAACCCAAGUCAGACAGCACUUAGCCAUGUCAUCUUAUAAGAGACUGCGAUGGGCAGCAAACGCUGUGCAGCAGCGUUACAGGGCCAACAAAAUGAUGAAUAUGGAAAGACAAAAACUAAAUGAACAAAAGCAUGCUACCCUUUUGAUUCAGGCUGCUUUCCGUGGCAUGAAGGCCAGACAACAUGUCAGAAGAAUGCACCAGGCCGCGUGCAACAUUCAGAGAGCUUUCCGAGUGUACUGUGCACACAAGCAGUAUCUUGCCUUGAAGUCUGCUGCUGUUACUAUUCAACUACGCUAUCGUGCCAUGGUUGCUUCCAGAAAACAGAGAGGGCACUAUCAUCACAUUCGCCAUGCAUCAAUAAUUCUGCAAGCGGCUUACAGGGGCUGGAAAGUAAGAAACACGAUUCAUCAGCAACACAAAGCAGCCACUUUGAUCCAAGCGUCAUUCAGAAGACACAGGGAAGUGAUAAAAUAUCAAGCAAUGAGGUUGUCUGCCCUCAUUAUUCAGAGACAUUACAGGUCCUUCCUCCGUAGCAGAUGGGAAAGAUUGAAUUUUGUAAGACUAAGAAACGCUGUCAUAUCCGUUCAGUCAGCAUUCAGGAGACAAAGGCUGAGAAAAGAACAAGCUCGAAUGCAUAAGGCCGCCACCCUUAUACAAGCUACGUUUAGGAUGUACAGACAGCUUGUAGCUUUCAGAAGGUUGCGUUGGGCAACCUGUGUUCUACAAGAAAGACUGCGAGCUCAAAGAAUGAGAGAUGAUCAAGUGAAGCAGUACACGAAGAUUAGGUGGGCUACAGUUUGCAUUCAGGCAGCAUUCCGUGCAAAGAAAGCAAGGCAGCUGGUGAGGCAAAGAAGGGCUUCCCAAACAAUUCAGUCAUUCCUGCUAAUGACUGCGGAUCGACGCCGUUUCUUGCGCAAAAGGGCAGCUUCCAUAGUUAUCCAGAAUGCAUUUAGACGUCACUGUGCCAGAAUUCAUUUCAGAAAAAUGCAAGUUGCUGCUUUGCUGAUACAGCGUUGGUACAAGUCAUGCCAACUUGCUAAAAAAAAGAGAGCUGCAUAUCUUGCUGUCAGGCGGGCCACGGUGACGUUGCAGUCUGCCUUUCGAGGAAUGUUGGCAAGGAGGAUGGCUUACUGUGUGCGGUCUGCGAUCAAGAUCCAGUCAGUGCUGCACAUGUUCAUGUACCGAAAGAGAUUUUUGAAUCUCCGCUCAAGUACGGUGAAAAUACAGGCGAGUUGCAGAAUGUUCAUCGCAAGAAGACAGUUUUUAGCCUAUCGGAGUGCAGCAAUCAUUUUGCAGAAGCAUUACAAAACUCGACAAGUAAUGAGAAAGCAGAGAGCUUGCUAUCUGAAGGCUCUGAAAAGUGUCCGAACAAUUCAAGCAUGUCUACGUGGACAUAUUGAACGGAGAAAAUUUUCUCAACUUAAGAAGAGUGCUGUAACAAUCCAGGCCUUUUAUCGUGGAAUUGUACAAAGAAGAAAGUUCCUGCAGCAAAAAACAUCAGUUAGCAAAAUUCAGGCAUAUUACAGAGCACAUGCACUCUGCCAAAAAGAAAGGACAAAGUACUUGGAGAUUAAAAAAUCAGUUGUUUUGAUACAGGCGAUGUUUCGAGGCUAUCAAGCAAGACAACAUGCUAGGAAACUUAAAGCUGCAGUUAGAAUUCAAGCAUGGUACAGAACAAACAUGAUCCGUCGGAAGUUUAUUUUGGAGCAGUCUGCCAUUGCAACAAUCCAUAGAUGUGUACAAACAAGACUUCUCCGAAAGAGGUUCCUAAAAAUAUGUCACAGUGCUUGUGUUAUUCAGAGAAGAUGGAGGGAAACACUUAGUGCCAGGAGAGAGCAUCAGGACUUCUUGGAAAUGAAAGCCUCAGCUAUGAGAAUUCAAGCCUUGUGGAAAGCCCGGAGGAUUCGAAGGCACCUUCUGAAAGAACUGAAAGCUGCUGUGGUAAUUCAGUCGGCCUACAGGGGACAUGUGCUCAGACGGUCUUUCCAGCAUCAGAGGAAUGCUGCUGUUGUUCUACAGAGACAUCUUCGAGCUUUAAAAAAAGGAAGAGAAGUCAGGGAGUCCUUUAAGAACAUGAAGGCUGCUGCUGUGAUCCUUCAAGCUUUUUGUCGUGGCUGGCUUGUCAGAAAAUUGGUCAAAGAGGAGGCCCAAGCUAGGAGAAGACAACUUUUCACGGCUUUUGUUUACCACCAUCUUUGUGCUGUAAAAAUUCAGAGAGCCCUUCGGGCCCACUGGGCAUUGGAAUCUGCUAAGAAACAAAUCUGCUCUGUUAUUUGCAUUCAGAGAUGGUUCAGAACUUGGGCACAGCGAAGACGGUAUCUUGAGCAGCAAAGGAAGAUCAUCACAUUGCAGAGGGCAGUGAAAGGGUGGUUAUCCCGACGCAACAAAGCUGCCACUGUCAUUCAGCAAGCAGCCAGAAAAUACCUACUGAAGAGACAAGGAAAGAGGUUGCAGGGUGGAAUCAUUAAAGCACAGGCUUUGUGGAGAGGGCACUGUUCACGAAGGCUCAACGAUACCUCAAAAAUCAUUGCCAUGAGACAUCGCUUCAGAAAGGUUAACUUGGCAGUUAAAGAGGAAGACAAGCUUUGUAACAAGACUGCAAUUGCCAUUGACUACCUCUUAAAAUACAAGCACUUUUCAUACAUUCUAGCAGCCUUAAAACAUUUAGAGACUGCAACCAGACUUUCACCUGAGUGUUGUGAGCACCUUGUUGAGAGUGGUGCUACUUUGAUCAUUUUUACUUUGAUAAGGAGCUGCAAUCGUAGUGUUCCUUGUAUGGAAGUCAUCACUUAUGCCAUCCAAGUCCUUCUCAAUUUGUCAAAAUAUGAGAAAACCACAGAAGCAGUUUAUGGGGUGGAGGAUUCUGUGGAGACUCUGCUAGAUCUGCUGCAGAUUUACAGGGAGAAAGCUGGAGAUAAGGUGGCAGACAAAGGAGGAAGCAUUUUCACAAAAACGUGUUUCCUCCUAAUCAUUUUGCUUCAUGACAAACAGAGAGCCUUGGAGGUGAGAAAGCUUCCAAAAGCAGUGGAUCGAAUUGGUAGCAUUUACCGUCUAACUGUUCGGAAGCACAAAAAGGAUGCUGAAAGAACAAUGAUAAAGCAAAAGAUGAAUGCAUCCCUUAAUGGUAGCUUUUUCAGUCAAACCAUCUCUCAUAACCCAAAACCUCUUCCAAGAAUUGCACCAGACUGGAUCUUGGCAAAAAACAACAUGAAAGAAGUAGUGGAUCCUCUCCGUGCAAUUAAAAUGGUUGCAGAUGUUUUUGGCAUUGUGCCGUGAAGUUGGGAAGGAAAAGAAAUUUGAUGAAAAUGUGUGAUUAUAAUGUUAAAAUCACUGUUGUAUUCACUGGAUAUAUUUUGUCUGUAAGAGUUCUAGAAUAAUCAAAAUGCCACAGCGUACUUGAAAACGUUUAAAGUUGUUGGACAACUUUUUGUGGAGUAGUGUGACUGGCCAAAUGUUUUCUGACAGACAAGAGUGCAUUUAUUUUGUCGCUUACUGAUGGACAAAAAAGGUGGACAAAAGAUGUGAGUUGAGGGGAUCACAAAACAGGCCAUUGCUGUAAAACAAUUAAUCGCAGCAGACUUACUCUGUGCUAUUUCAUGGAAAUGACAGACUUUGGUCUAUUCAUCCCUUGUUGAAUUUAGUGUGUCGUCUUCAAAAUAUUUACCAAUUUGUGAACAUUUCUCUAUUGUAAGCUGCAUCUUGUUUUACGUCCAUGCUGGUUAUGUGUAUGGACCUUUGACAAAACAAAUUGUUCCAAAAAUACGCUUGCAUCACUGCUGGUGUUUCUCAAACCUGUAUGUUACUUCUUGAGCUGUACCUGUUUAUAGCUGAAAAGGUCUAAGAAACCUAAUUUUUAGUAUUUUGCUGUUAAUAUAUUGGAUUUUUAGAAUUAUAUUUUAAUGAAAGUGAUGAUAAUGUUUCUUGUGCAGUUUGUAAAUAGCAUUUUAAAACACCUUUAACAAAAUGGGACUCAAAAAUGCCUUCUUUAAGAUACUGAAAAUAUUUUUGUACAUUUAUA
This is a messenger RNA of Scleropages formosus (Asian bonytongue), 10939 nucleotides long. It is a transcript of the gene aspm, whose product is annotated as assembly factor for spindle microtubules. The transcript has 30 exons. The record is from RefSeq and is a predicted model, not a curated record. Gene Ontology annotation, biological process: establishment of meiotic spindle localization; spindle organization; mitotic cell cycle. Gene Ontology annotation, cellular component: spindle pole. Lineage: Eukaryota; Metazoa; Chordata; Actinopteri; Osteoglossiformes; Osteoglossidae. Bases 139 to 10197 code for a protein of 3352 amino acids. Gene Ontology annotation, molecular function: calmodulin binding.